Messenger RNA from Terrapene triunguis (Three-toed box turtle), 5029 nucleotides. RefSeq names its product SIX homeobox 4 (gene SIX4). The coding region runs from base 151 to 2487 and encodes 778 amino acids. Gene Ontology annotation, molecular function: DNA-binding transcription factor activity, RNA polymerase II-specific; RNA polymerase II cis-regulatory region sequence-specific DNA binding. The record is from RefSeq and is a predicted model, not a curated record. Lineage: Eukaryota; Metazoa; Chordata; Testudines; Emydidae. Gene Ontology annotation, biological process: regulation of transcription by RNA polymerase II. Gene Ontology annotation, cellular component: nucleus; transcription regulator complex. The transcript has 3 exons.
CCGCGGAGAGGAGCGAUCCGUUUACACUACUUUGCUAUAGCAGCUAUCUUAAUGGUUACUGCGUGGCCGGGAGGAAACCUGAUCGGCUAGAUCCAGCCGAAAGCAGGAGGAGUGGACUUUGCGGAGAGAGAGAGAGAAAGGGGGGGAAACAUGUCUUCUGCCUCCCCCACAGACAAGCUCCCGAGCGCGGUGGAGAUCAAGCAAGAGAAUGUGAUGGAAAUCCGCUCCGAAGCAGGCACGGUGCCCCAGGAAAGGGCAGCCCUCCACCCUGCACCGCCGCCCCCGCCGGCUGCGGCCCCUUUCCCCAUGGAGCAAGCAGGCUCCGCGGCUGGGGAGGAGGGAGGUGCGGAUCAGCUCCUGCUCCACACUGAACUUCUGGCCAGGAAUCACCAUGCUGCCGCCGCCGCCUCCUCCUCCUCCUCUCCCUCCUCCUCCUCCCAGACCCCCCUGGCUUUCUCCCCGGACCAUGUAGCCUGUGUCUGCGAGGCGCUGCAGCAAGGUGGGAACCUGGACCGCCUGGCCAGGUUCCUGUGGUCUUUGCCCCAGAGCGAUCUGCUACGUGGCAACGAGAGCCUGAUGAAAGCCCGGGCGCUGGUGGCUUUCCACCAGGGCAUCUACCCGGAGCUCUACAGCAUCCUGGAGGGCCACAGCUUCGACUCCUCCAACCACCCGCUGCUGCAGGAGCUGUGGUACAAGGCUCGCUACUCCGAGGCGGAGCGAGCCCGGGGCAGGCCCCUGGGGGCGGUGGACAAGUACCGGCUGCGGAGGAAGUUCCCCCUGCCCCGGACCAUCUGGGACGGCGAGGAGACGGUGUAUUGCUUCAAGGAGAGGUCCCGCAACGCGCUGAAGGAGCUCUACAAGCAGAACCGGUACCCGUCGCCGGCCGAGAAGCGGAACCUGGCCAAGAUCACCGGGCUCUCCCUCACCCAGGUCAGCAACUGGUUCAAGAACCGGCGGCAGCGGGACCGCAACCCCUCCGAGACCCAGUCCAAAAGUGAGUCAGAUGGCAACCCUAGCACAGAAGAUGAAUCCAGUAAGGGGCAGGAGGAUUUGUCUCCACAUCCACUCCCCAACUCGUCCGAUGGAGCUACCAAUCUAAGCCUUCCCAAUCACAUGGAGCCAGUGUACAUGCAGCAGCUUGGAAACACUAAAAUAUCUUUAAGUUCUUCUGGCGUUUUGCUGAAUGGAAACCUAGUGCCUGCCAGUACUUCUUCUGUCUUUCUUAAUGGGAGCUCUUUUCUUCAAGGACCCAAUGGAGUAAUCCUCAAUGGUCUCAACAUGGGGACUUCACAGACAGUAACUUUAAAUCCACCCAAAACAACUUCAAGUGCUGUGAGCAAUGGAGUGUCAAUCACUGACAUAUUGGUGUCUUCUUCUGAAGAUGUCAAGGACUUCAAAAUCCUCCAGGCUUCUGUGUCUAACUCUGCAGCAGCACCAACACCAUACAAUCCCAGUAAUGUACCUGUCUCAUUUCCAGGGUUAAUACCAAGCAGUGAGGUGAAAAGGGAAAGCAUACAAACGGUUGCUUCUCAAGAUGGAGGGUCUGUAGUUACUUUUACUGCUCCUGUCCAAAUAAACCAGUAUGGCAUUGUCCAGAUCCCUAAUUCAGGAACAAAUGGCCAGUUGCUUAAUGGAAGCAUCGGGUUUUCUCCUCUGCAGCUGCCUCCUGUUUCUGUGGCAGCUUCACAAGGUAACAUUUCAAUAAAUCCAAGUACAUCAGAUGGGGGGACUUUUACAAGUGAUUCUUCAACAGCGCAGCAAGGAAAGGUUUUCUUUAGCCCUCUUGCUCCUAGUGCUGUGGUGUAUACAGUUCCCAAUUCAGGUCAGGCAAUAGGAUCUGUUAAACAAGAAGGAUUGGAAAGAAGCCUUGUGUUUUCUCAGUUAAUGCCCGUCAGUCAGAAUACACAACUAAAUGUAAACGUAUCUUCUGAAAAUGUAGCUGGUGGAGGCCUCCAAUCCAUGGCUUCCUCCUUAGUAAAUGUAACUCCCUCACAUAAUUUUUCCCUAGCUCCGCCUUCUCUUUUAAAUGCUACAGAACUGAACUCUGGUAUCUCAGAGAGUCAGUCUAUGUCAGCAUCUGUAACAAAUACAUCUACUGUGAUCUCAAUCAGCAACACUAACUAUGCAACUCUUCAGAACUGUUCCCUCAUUACCAGUCAAGAUCUCAUGUCAAUUUCUACAGCACAGCCUGCACUCCGGGAAAUAGUUUCAACAACUGGAGACCAUGUCAGUCAUCCAUCUGCACAAGUUCAUCCGGAUUUUGUCAGAGAGCACAGGUUAGUUCUGCAGUCAGCACCCGAUGUCAAGGAGAAUUUCUUAUCCAAUUCUGAGAGUAAGUCAACCAGCAACUUAAUGAUGCUGGACACAAAAUCCAAAUAUGUUAUGAGUAAUAUGGUCGACACGGUCUGUGAAGAACUGGAAACGGACAAAAAAGAGCUUGCCAAACUCCAGACAGUUCAGAUGGAUGAAGAUAUGCAAGAUUUUUAACUUUUUCUUGCUUUUGGUUUCAGUAGAUAAGUCUCCUCAUGAGGCCCUAAAAAGCACCACGUUUUUUCUCAUUUAAAGAAAAUACUAAUACAGUUCAAAACAGAAGAACAUUUGAAUAAUCUGCAUUAAAGUACAUGGGAAUCUACAAUAAUGGAAUUAGGUUGCCACAUUUUGUUUGCAUGCAAUAUGCUCUUUUAACCAGACUAAGGGAGGCAGGUUAGAGGAAAUACGAGCUAAACAACCAAGCAGAUGUGCGUUGCUCUGGUUUACUAAUAUAACCCUAAUAGUUUAACUAGAAUCUUCAUGCCACAACAUAAUUUCAUAAAUAAGUAUACACUCCUAAUAUUAACUAGGAAAAUGAAAUAUCUUUAUAAAAAGAUAGAAACAAUGCAUUCUUUGUUGUUUACUUCUAGUCCGUGGGCAUUGAACAGAUUUUAAGAAAAUAGACGAUACCUCACAAGCUACUUUCAUGGUGUUUGAGGUUAAGGAACUAAACACAAUUGCAAAUAAUAUUGUCGCUGUUUUUUCCAGCAGACUUCUGUUCAUCCCAAAAAUCUUGCUUCGAACUUUUGCAGAUUUCUAAAUGUUAUGACUAGCAUUUUGCCAGUUCAGCAAGGGGGGAGGGGGAUUUGAAACUCUAAUUAUGCAACUCUAAAGCUUUCACUCCAGUAUGAAUGUAAAUAUUAUUCCAGUUAUUAUAAAGGAGACUUUUUUAUUAGUACAAUGGAUUUUAUUUAUGGUUUAUGUUGGUCUCUUUCACUUUAGAUACAGUGCAUUGAAAUGUUUUCUGACUGUUUAAUUUAUUUUUAUCGUUUGAACAGGAAGUAAACAGUUAUUUUCAACAAGGUUUUACUUUUUUGUAGGAUUUUCAAGGGAUGAGUUUUAUCAAUAGACUGUAAAAGAACAAUGUUAAUCACACUGAAGCUAAAAAAUGAACUCCCAGUAUUGCAAGACUGGGACAUUUUUCCCUCCCAUCUUUGUGUUUGGGUUUUUGUUUUUUGUUACGUUUUGUUUACUUAGUAAUUUUCAAAUUAGUUAAAAGUUUUAUGUAUUUUUACAAAAUUCCACGUGCCUUUCUUCCUAGUGGCCUUAUAUCCUUGUUACUAAAGCACAGUGGCAAGAGGAAUGAAAACACUUGUGUGCAAUUAUCCAUCCUCAGGGCCAGAUUCUGCCGGCCUUACUCUUGUGAGUAGCUCCAUUGACGUCAAUGUGUCUACUUUCCUGAGUUAGACAAGUUGGUCUCUGGGUCAUUUUGGGUGAAAUUCGUCAGUUGGGUGUAGGGCCAGAGUUUGGCCCUCUGCACCAUUUACACCCUGCAGAGGAGGGUCCACAGAGGUACAGUGGGCAGAGCAACCAUAAAGAAAAGCCUCACGUAGGCCAGUAUGGAUAGCUAUGAUGGGCUAGGCUAGGGAAGGGGGUUCUAUAUUUGCAAGGUUCCACUGGCUCCGAAACCCCAUGCAACCGGUGUGUAGCUGCUGUUCCAUCACAGAGGCCCUGAUUCAGGAACGCCCGUAAACAUGUAUUUAUGUGCCCUUCCUAAACAAAGGGAUGCUUUCUUCAAUGGGGCCACAGGCUGCAACAGGAACCCCUAAUGGUUUGAGGGAGCUGUGCAGCGGCAGUAUUUGCUGGCUCAGAGUUCGGGAAAGAUUUCAGCUCCAUAGCCCUCUGCACUCCACCCACAACACUCAGGCUCCAUGUGGAUGGAGCAGAUUUCACCAUUUGUCUAUAGGAUUUUUUUUUAACCUGAAAAAGCACAACCUUAAGCUUUAAUAAUAAUAAUGCAGAUCUAUGAAGAACUACUCGCUGUUUAUUCUUUUUUUUUUUUAACUCUAAUGUGAAUAUAAACGGUAAUUAAAGCAUGAAUUAAUCCUCCUAAAAGGGCUGGUCCAAAGCCCAUUGAAAUCAGCAGAAAUGCUUUCAGAGUCUUCAAAGGACUUUCAGUCAGGCCUGAAAUGAACUGAUGUAGAACAUCUUUUGUAAAAAAGACAAAAACAAUUUAAAGGAAAGCAAAUAGAGAUAAUGUCAGUUCUGUCCAGGAGUAUCCCUGUCUCAUCCUGUCUUGAUAGCUAACUGGUCCUAUCUAAAUUUUUUAAAGAAAUGGCUUUUUCCAUGUGCUGUGUGACACUAUGAUAGCCUCACUGUUGUUUUGCACUAUAUUGCAUACAAUUUAUUUUUGUAAGUAACAGCAUGGAACCUCUAAGCUGAGCUGCAGAGAAUUGUUCCAUUCAACACUGCAGCCCAAGUUUGGGGGAAGGGGCAGGAAGGAAGUAUAUGUUUUGUAAAAAGAGGUCAUUGAGGCUUUCCAAAGUAUAUGGAGAAAAGAAAACAACUAGCCAUUUGGCUACCUCCCUGACUUGCAUCAAUGUUGUUAAAAGCAAGCCAUUUAAAACGUUUAUUAUUAUUAAAAACAAAACUUGGAGCCAUCAACUGCCCUGAGUCUGCAUGCAUGCCUCCCACUGACAUGAGGUGUGGUUAGAGCGCAGGAUGGGAAGUCAGGGACUUAGGCCUUGGCUACACUGGCAAUUCACAGCGCUGCACUUGC